AAUUAACAAAUGAUAGUAACACACAAAAGUUUGUUAUAUUAUUUUAAUAAAUUUGAAGGACUUCUGAACAGGUGCAUCCUGCAGAAAAAGUCCGAUGAUGCAGACGCGAGGAGUCUCCCACUACCUUGAAGAGGACCGAAUCCACUUCAUCUGGUGGAGGCAACUUUCAGCGAAAUACGCUAUAUAAGAGAGUGACAUGUCGGCUGACCAAGAUAAAGCACGCGUGUGUUGUUAAUCUUUUGCAGUAUUUUAUCCGUCUUGAAUUGAACUGUCCUAGUAUUUUCGUCAGUGACAGGCACUGAAUUACGAGCAUUUUCCGUGUUUUGCAGAAUGUAUUGGGUGUUCCUAGGAUUGCUCAGUACCGCCAUUGCGGCGCAGAAUUCUUACGACUUAGAAACCAGAGCUGUUUCAUUUCCCGGAAAGCCAAGUAGCUUAGGACCACUUUACUCGCCCGGCUUAAGUUCAGCCCAGGGAUUCCGUGAUAACAGUUACGAGGAUAAUGCAGUGACACCCACGCCGUCGUCGACGCCAAUCUAUAGGAAUUCUAAUCAACAACCGUUGUAUCGCAAACCAACGGCGGCACCAAUAGACAGUCGCGAUUACACUCAGGCCAUCCGCGUUGGUUCUUCAUCGCGUGCUACCAUUCGAGGCCCGCAGUCCCAGUUCGGUCCUGAUGGACCUACUAAGGAAGAGCUCGAGGAGGAAAAGGAGGAACCUGAUCGUCUUAGCCUUCUUCUACCUCAAAGCAGAUUCGAUUGUGUCAACAAGCAGACCGGCUACUACGCUGACGAGGACCUCAACUGCGAGGUCUUCCACUACUGUCAAGACAACGCUAAGCACUCGUGGAUCUGUCCUGAAGGCUUCACUUUCCAUCAGGUACAUCUAAUCUGUAUGCCACCCAGCGGCGAUAUCAGCUGUCAGAAGAGCUCACAGUACCAUUUCGUCAAUGAGUAUUUGUAUAAACCGCUGAAUCUUCAAGAAGCUGAGACCAAACCCAACGUUACUUUAAGAUACAGUGAGAGGUAUUACCCCUCUGAUAUUUAUACGGAUGAAAGGGAGGUUGGUGAUUAUCAGAUCACUCCUACACCUGCCCCGGUGCGUCGUCCUGCUCCGCAGGUCCUUGUGAGUCCACAGCCAAGUUUGAACAGUAUCCCCACGUCGGCCCGUCCACAGCCUACAGGAUUCCCGCAGUAUCGUCUCCCGAUAAAUCAAGUAUUCCGCAGUCCCGAAGAAGUCAACAUUCCCCUUCAGCACAGACGGCCGCAACAGCAACAGCACCAGGUUCUCAGACGGUUUCCUCAAGUUCAAGUUCGACCUGAUGAAGAAGAAUAUGAAUAGAUUCUUAGAUCUAUAAAUUCUUCAAUUUACUCAAAAAUUAUUCCGUCUCUUCCUCAAUUUUUUUUAUUCGUUUUGCGAAGUCAAUGAAGAAUUGCAGCAUUUGACAUGCCCGAAUUUUUCCUUGAAUAAU
Acromyrmex echinatior (Panamanian leafcutter ant) is the source of this 1468-nucleotide messenger RNA. RefSeq lists its product as hypothetical. The record is from RefSeq and is a predicted model, not a curated record. Lineage: Eukaryota; Metazoa; Arthropoda; Insecta; Hymenoptera; Formicidae. Gene Ontology annotation, cellular component: extracellular region. Gene Ontology annotation, molecular function: chitin binding.